AUGAAGUUGCAUAGACUAGGGAGAACCUCCUUUAGAGCUGUCAAAUCUAAGCGUGACUACUUGAGGCAUCGCAGUAGUUUCAGCUGGUUGUAUCUCUCCCGUCUUGCCGCUCUCAAGGAGUUUGCUUUCAUGAAGGCUUUGGAAGAACAUGACUUUCCAGUUCCAGAAGCUAUCGACUGCAAUAGGCACUGUGUUAUCAUGUCUCUUGUGCAGGGAUACCCCAUGGUUCAGGUGAAGCAGUUACAGAAUCCUGAGACAAUUUUUGAGAAGAUUAUUGGCAUUGUUGUUCGUUUAGCCGAGCAUGGUCUAAUCCAUUGCGACUUUAAUGAAUUCAACAUCAUGAUUGAUGAUGAAGAGAAGAUUACGAUAAUUGACUUCCCACAAAUGGUAUCUGUUUCACACCAAAAUGCACAAAUGUACUUUGACCGGGAUAUUGAAUGCAUCUUCAAGUUUUUCAGAAAAAGGUUUAAUAUGUCUUUCCAAGAAGCUAGAGAUGAAUUAGAUGAGACAGAGGUGGAAGUGGAUGAGAACAGCAGACCAUCUUUCUAUGAUAUAAUGAAAGAUCCCAAUGCUCUGGAUAGAGAACUAGAAGCUAGUGGUUUCACCAAAAAGGAGCAGAAUGACCUCGAUAAAUUUAUUGAAGGUGGGCUGGAGAAGAGUAAAGAUUCUGAAGAGGAUGAGGAAUCUGAUGAUGAAGAGCAGACUGUUGAGUCAAUUGAAGAAGGAAACCUAAAUGAAAUGAAAUCAUUACAGUUGCAAGAAGAGGAGCAGAAAUGUUCAGAUGGCGUUGAGCCAGAAGCUGAGUUGGAUGAUAAUGAGAACAGCGAAAGCAGUGGAGAUGAAAAUGAAGCUGGAAGAGAUGAGGAGCUAGACAAAAAACUGGGGAAGCAAAGACGCAGAGCCAUGGCAGCAGCCAGGGGAGGUAGAAGAUCGCAGUGUUCAAGAAACACAUACAAGGACAAAGGUGGCCGUUCCCAAAACUCCAAGCUCCACAACAACAUGACCGGCUGGUGA
This is a messenger RNA of Eruca vesicaria subsp. sativa (arugula), 1014 nucleotides long. NCBI's taxonomy places the organism in Eukaryota, Viridiplantae, Streptophyta, Magnoliopsida, Brassicales, Brassicaceae. The record is from the annotation of a GenBank genome assembly.